Molecule: messenger RNA, 307 nt
Organism: Tinamus guttatus (white-throated tinamou)
Lineage: Eukaryota; Metazoa; Chordata; Aves; Tinamiformes; Tinamidae
Source: RefSeq, a predicted model, not a curated record
UCCAAGUGCUCCGAGCGUUCUGAGUGAUCCGAGCACCCUGAGUGCUCCAAGCGCCCCGAGUGCCCUGAGCAUUCCGAGCGCUCCAAGUGCCCCGAGCGCCCCGAGUUGGUCCAAGCACCCCGAGUGCUCCAAGCGCUCCAAGUGUCCCGAGCGCUCUGAGCAUUCCAAGUGCCCCGAGUACCCCGAGCGGUCCGAGUGCCCCAAGCGCUCCGAGUGGUCCGAGUGCCUCAAGUGCUCUGAGCAGUCCGAGUGCCCCAAGUGCUCCGAGUACCCCGAGCGGUCCGAGUGCCCCAAGCGCUCCGAGUGA